AUGUCUCUGGGUCUGAGACACCACACCAGAGGCAUAGUGCAGCAGGACGAUGCUAACUAUGAAGUUGGAGCAGGGGAUGUAGACUCAAGCUGCUCCUCAGGCCAGUCCACCCCCUCCAGGUCAAGCAGGGGAUACAGCAGUAGGACAGGCAGCAGGGUAGACUCUCAGGGGUCAUGCACCCAGUCAGACUACGAGGAGGAGGCUGACACUACUGCAAAUAGGACCUUUGCCCUCUCACCAAGCAAGAAGCCAGGUCUAGGCACGAAGACAGCUAAAACACGAACGCAAAACAAGGGAGGGCAGUGGUGCAAAAAGAAGAAAAACACUAAUUUAAGGAACCGCAAGGCCUCUCUCAUCCCUCCAAUCAAGCUCCUGGAGGGCCCAAACCAGCGCAUUAGGUCUGCCCACAGGCACCGCAUCAAGGAGCUCAACAGCCAAGUGUGGGAGCUACAGCAGCAGCUGAGUGGUGUCGCCACAGAGAACAAACUGCUAAAGCAGCUCCAGGUCCGCCACACGGUGGCGCUACAGCGCUUCCAAGACUCACAGAGUGGCCUUCCUCAGGUCCUGGCCAAGCACGGCAAUGAGGUGCGCGGUCUGCAGGAGCUCCUGCGCAAAGCCCGCAUCCGCCGCAACAGUCUGUCCAGGCGUCUGCGGGGCACGGAGGAGGAGCUGCUGCGUACCAAGGACGUUCUGCACAGGCUGCAGCUGCUCAGUGAGGACCGCAGCCUGAAAGAGAGGGAAGAGCUUAGCCACAGGCUGGCCCUGAUCAGUGUGGACCUGAACAGGAAGAACAAGAGGAUACAGGACUUGGAAAGAAAUUUUGAGCUGAGCCAGAUAUCCUUCAAUCGCCAUCUUGCCACAGAAACAAGGAAGACGAAUGAGGCCAGAGAGAUGUCUGAUUACCUCCAGGCACAGAUCAGUCUGUUGACCCAAAAAAUCAAAGAAAAAGAGAGAGAAUUGGAGAUCCACAAUAUCUACUCACAUAGAUUUCCAAAUGGCUGGAACGGAAAAGAAUAUGCCCGUUCACUCCAACAUCUGGAGUUGGAGAAGCAGAAGAGUUUGAGCUGGGAGUCCUUUGCCAUCGACUUCACAGACAGAAGUGACGCAGCAGACACGUUAGUGGAUGACAGAGGAUCAAACAAUAAUGAAGACUUUGCUGAGGAUGGAGAGUUGGAUGGUGAUUCUGACAAGGAGGAUCCUCAGCUUCAGGGUGAGGAGGAUUGCAUUGCAGAGAAGGCAGCGAGUUCCCCGAAGGCUUCAGGAGAUCAAACAGAGCCAUUUGAAAGCCAGGUCCGGUACACUCUGGAGGAUUUUCUGAAUACAGAACGUGCCAACAAGGCCCUUGAAUCCUCUCCCAGGACCAAACGCUUCUACAAAUUCAAAGAAACCAUCCAGAACCUACACAGUGGAAAGCCUGCCUAUACCAGCCAUACCCACAGCCUGAGAAAGAGCCCUCCUAGAUACAUCAAGAGCCAGGCCAGGGUGGAGAACCUUGGGUCUGGGGCAUAUGAGCCCUCCUUUGUCACUCUACCAGCAGAGAAGUGGCAAAGGCGUAACACCAGGGGCCCUCAACCGGAGGAUGGUGUAGUCCGCAGCAAGAAGAGCAGCUUGAUGAAUGAGCUUUUCGGCCAGGCCCCAAUCACUGAUCCAAUUGCCACGAAGACAGGCAGAUCCAGAGUUCAAAGCACAGACCUGGACAGAAUGUCAUCUCACCAUACAGGAGAUGCUAGCCCGGUCUCACCUGGGAGAGAGACCAAGAUCAUUUUUGAUUGA
This is a messenger RNA of Salvelinus namaycush (lake trout), 1773 nucleotides long. Its product is annotated as lebercilin-like protein. Bases 1 to 1773 code for a protein of 590 amino acids. The transcript has 8 exons. Gene Ontology annotation, cellular component: axoneme. Lineage: Eukaryota; Metazoa; Chordata; Actinopteri; Salmoniformes; Salmonidae. The record is from RefSeq and is a predicted model, not a curated record. Gene Ontology annotation, biological process: intraciliary transport.